AUGAUAUUUUUAUUAUGCAUCUCCUCUGUUUUAGCUAGCUUUAAUACUCAAUAUGUAACUGAUUAGUUAGAAAUUCAACAUACCAAUUUGAAUAGUUCCAAAUCUUAUUUAUUGUCAAUGAUAAUAACACAAACUCCAACAAAUAAUUAUUGCUUACCUUUGCUGUAGGUAAUCAUAAAUGGCUAAAUUUAUAAUGAUUCAUUAGCUUAUUCGAUUAAAGCCAAUAUUUAAAAAGUCUAUUUUGAUUCAACUGAGAAUAUUACUAUCAAAGUUUGUUGUAAUGUCAUAGAUUACUUUAAAAAUCAAAAAAACAUCAAUAACACAAUGUAUUUUAAUUUAACACUCAACGAAGCUGUAAACUUAAUUUCUAAUUUUAGAAAUAAUAUAUAUCACCAACUUGUCAAUUUCCUAAUUAUGGAUAAAACUGCAGUCUUUCAAUUUAGUAAAUCCAAAAAGAAUUUUCUGUAACAAUAUUAAUUUUAAACAAUACAUGGUUUUAUGCAUACACUAUUCUAGAUGAUGAUAAUUAUGAAGUAAUUUUUUCUCAAUAAUUUAUUCUAGAUUGUUGUUGAAAAUGAAAAUUCCUUAUUUGGUAUUUCAAUCAUUUCAUUUGAUAAUAUUAAUAUUACUGCACUUCCAUCAUUUUUUUUAAAUUUUAUUGUCCUUAAGUCUGAUAGGGAUCAAUAACAGAUCUCCUUAUCCAAUACUAAAUAAAGUUCAAACAGUAUCUAUAUUAUUGGAUUGUAUAAUUUCAAUUCAACCUAAAUUCAAAAAAUUACAAUCACAAUUACGUAUUAAUAAUUUAUGAAAAUAGAAACUCUAUAAAAAAUGAAGAAUUUCCAUUUUGGGCUACAAUGCUUUUGUUGUCUAUUGUAAUCUUUGGCUUGAUACUUUUUAUUAUAAUACUAAGUAACUUUAGACAAUAAUACAAAAAAUUAACUCAAAUUAAACCUGCUUUGGAUAGAAAAGUUUUCUAAAAGUUUAUGCCAACUUUAAAAAUAGACUCUAAAAUGAUUUCAGAAACUUGUUCUGUUUGCCUCGUGCAAUUUGAACUAAAAGAAAAAUAUUGUCAAACCCCUUGUUAACAUUAUUUCCAUUAACAAUGCCUAUUAGAUUGGUAUUCAAAUAAUUUUAUUUUAUGAAAGGACUACAAAAUAGGCUAAUUGUCCAGUUUGUAGAUAAGGUUUACUUGAAAAUGAAAUCAUUUAAUUAUUGGAAGCAAAAAGCAACAGAAAUCGUGAAACAAAAGAGUUGAAUAUUUAGGAAGCAAUAAAAUCAAAGGAUAAUCCACCCCAAUCUUAAACUUAUAGGGAUUUACCAUUUCUUCAACUAUCAUCGUCUCCUUCUAGAACUUAGUAUAAAAUAGAAUUGGAUAAUUCACCUUAAGCAGGAAAUUCCCCAUAAAUUAUUUAAUUUGAUGGAUCUCCAUAAAAUCUAACAAAUCGAAAUCUUUGUUUUUAAUCAGAUGUAAUUGUAGAAUCAUAAAAUUGA
Molecule: messenger RNA, 1491 nt
Organism: Paramecium sonneborni
Lineage: Eukaryota; Ciliophora; Oligohymenophorea; Peniculida; Parameciidae
Source: the annotation of a GenBank genome assembly